ACAAAUACAAAUAUAAAUAUCUGAAUAUCCUUUUUGGUGGCUAGUUUGAAUUUUAACUUCAAUUGCACUGUGUAGGUAUUCAAAAAGAAAUGAUUCUGUUUUCAAGAUGGUCAGCUUUUCUUGGAGUAAUAAAUUUUUUAAUCAAUUUAAAAAUGGGAAAUGCAUUUUGUAAUGUGGAUAAUUAUAAUUACAUUGAGAAUGGGUAUUAUAAUUCAGCACGACGUAUGUAUUGCAGGCAUAUCCAGCUUCCUUUAUAUAAGCAGUUUGAUAAUUGUAGAAGAAUGACAAUCUCAGAUUCAAAUAUACCUGAAAUAAUAACAGCAGCAUUUUUAAAUUUUCCAUCAACGGUAGAAUUACAACUAUCAGGAAACUUUAUAAAGAACAUACAACCUGGCGCUUUUAGUGGCCUUCAAGCUUUGGAAGAACUUGACCUACACAACAAUCAAAUAGUAAAAAUACCUAAUGGAAUAUUUAACCAUUUAGUCCAGUUAACAUCCUUGGAUUUGUCUAGAAAUAAUAUCAGCAGCAUUGAUCCAAAUUUCUUAACAGGCGUUAUUCACAUAUCUUCACUAAAUCUUGCAGAAAAUGCUUUAAAAUCGGUGGAUGAUGUAUUUUUAGGACAAAAUUCUCACUUUACAAUGGUAAAUUUGAGUAGCAAUGAAAUUUCUUCUUUUAACUUAAACAGAUUUAACAGUGAAAUUAAUACUUUGGACAUUUCAAAUAAUAAGUUAACAUCUGUCAAUGUUUGUUUUCCCGGAUUACAAAAUCUUGAUGCUAGUAAUAAUCAAAUAAAACAUUUACUUUCUGGUACUUGCUCAUUGAACACAGCUCCGCUAAAUUUAAAUAUCAGUUAUAAUUUGCUGAAUGAAGAAAGCAUCAUGAAUGUUUCAAAAUUGUUCAAAUUAGAAAGUUUAAGUUUAUCGGGAAAUAAUCUCUCCUUUAUACCUGUUAACCUAUUUGGUAAUUUAACAAAGUUGUCAUAUUUAAACAUGUCACAUAAUCAUAUAAGUUACUUGAAUUAUGGAGCAUUGGAUCAUUUAAAUUUUUUGCAAAGUUUAGAUCUGUCGUAUAACAAGCUCACUACUCUUAAGAGAUAUUUACACUCAUUGUCAGCACUAAGAUCUUUAUACAUCAAUAACAAUAAAAUCACAAACAUUAAUAGCAAACAACUACUGACCGAUAAUAAAGUAUUGAACGUCAUAAACAUAGAUAGUAAUGAUUUCUAUUGUGAAAAUUUAGUGGGAGUAGUUCAUGAUUUUAAAAAUGAAGUAUUGAAAGGUACCACAACUAUAGGAUCAAAUAUUCACGGCAUUGCUUGCAAAGAAGAAACAUUACCGGAAGCAAAUCCUGAGGUGAAACUCAAAGCAGAUAUUAUAAAAUAUUUGGAAACAACAAUUUCGGCAAAGCUUGAGAAAUCCGAGAGCCUUCAGUUCGACAGAAGCCUCAUGUACGACUAUUUUAACAAAGAUUUUAAAAACAGCAACUUUUAUAAGUACCUGGAGGGACUGAAAAAUAUUAAUACGUUAAACUUUAAUGGUACUGACAUGAUAAAGUACUUCAAUCAAGAUUUUAAAAACAGCUUGUUCUAUAAAUAUCUGGAAAGUCUGAAAGCAAACGAAAACUCAACCAGAGAGUUUAACAGAAGUCUUUACGACUACUUCAACAACGAUUUCAACGGUACUUAUCUUGUUAAAUAUUUGACUAAACUAGAAAGAUCCAAGGGUGAGUUCAUUGAUUCUUUUGACAAUAGCAGCAUGUUUAACUACUUUAACAAAGGCUUUAAAAAUAGCACUUUUUAUAAGUACUUGGAAAAUUUAAAUUCAAAAUUUGAUAAUAUUCAGCAAAAAGAUCAUGGUACUGCUGAAUAUCUUCAUAGCAGUUCAGAACAACAAGGACACAGUUAUUUUGCCACACAGUCUGUAAUAAUUAUGUUACUAAUUAUUUUAGUACUGUUUAAGGUUGUAAAAAUAUAUUCUAAUUACAAUUCGAAAAAUUUGAUACCAAGAGAACAGGUUGAACUUUUAGAUACAAAUAGUAUAGCGUAAGAAUAAGCUGAAAUUAUAUUUUUUAAUUUGUAAUAUGUAUAGAUAUUAUAUAUAUACACAUACUUCUAUGUCAAAGAGAGGCGGUGGCUCUUGAAGAAGGCUUUCAUCAGGUUGAAGGUGGAUCUAGCUUUUCCCAUGCACACUCUUAACUCUUGGUUGUUGGUCCAUUCUUGAUUUAUUAUGGUGCCGAGGUAAUUAUUGUAAUACGUCACUAAUUCUACAAAGGUUUGGUUUACGUAGAGUUGACCUUUUACUAUCUUUUUCUUGCUAAUACUGAUGACUAUAACACGUGAUUUUGUUCAUAAGGACUUGUAGUUGUUCUAGGUUAACCGAAAAUACUAUGCGAUGGCUUAGUGUGAAAACCUCGUAUCUCAUUUUUUUUCGAAAAUGACAUUUUGGUGGUUUUAGUUUGAAAACCACCUAUCUCACGAUUUACAACUGUUAGAAAAAAUCCAAAUACACUAGACUAUUUUCUAUAGCCAAAAAAAAAGAAACCACGUAUAUCAAUUGCUCUCUUGAUUUAGUGUGAAUACCACGUAUAUUUAUAACCAAGACUUUGGUACUUAAUUUGGAGUAUUUGUUUGAGAGAUUCGACUUGGAGAAAUGUUUUUUGUGAACAGUAAAAGGUAGUCCUGCAUACAGAAACAUUUUAUGAACCUUAAAUCGAAAGAUUUGUACUGUAACCUAGUAUUUGGAGGUGUGCAAUAAGCUAUGAAAAAUGAAAACCUCGUAAAUAAUAAUAAACACAACCUCAUUUAAGAUGAAAAACACGUAUAUCAAGAUAUACGAGGUUGUCAUAGUAACUUGGGCAAAGGCUCUAUAUACUGCAAGGAUAUUAACGUGUUUUUAACAGUUAAGAGGAAACAGUAGCGUUCAACAGGUAGCGAAAACGCGUUCCAAGAUUGCGGCUGUAAUUUUGAAUAUUUUUUCGAGAUAUGUGGC
Messenger RNA from Diabrotica virgifera virgifera (western corn rootworm), 2987 nucleotides. RefSeq names its product leucine-rich repeat-containing G-protein coupled receptor 5. Gene Ontology annotation, cellular component: extracellular matrix. Lineage: Eukaryota; Metazoa; Arthropoda; Insecta; Coleoptera; Chrysomelidae. The coding region runs from base 90 to 2045 and encodes 651 amino acids. Gene Ontology annotation, molecular function: protein binding. The transcript has 2 exons. The record is from RefSeq and is a predicted model, not a curated record.